UCCCGAUUUUGGGCUAUUCUCAUCGGGAUCGAUGCUUACGACCGCACUCCCUUGCGUGGUUGCGUAUCAGACGCAUUAUCAGUGAAAAGCUUCUUAACCACAAAUCUCCAUGUACCAGAAGAGCGUAUUCAGUGUCUCCUCAGCCCCAUCCCUGGCAAUCCCCUGACUCCCUCUCGCGAAAACAUCGUAAAGGUGCUAUACGAUCUUAUUAACAAGCCUGAAGUUGAUCCGGGGGAUAAUAUUCUCAUCUACUUCGCCGGGCAUGGCGCCAGCUACUACUGUGCGGACCACUUUCGGAAAUUCCUAGCUCUCUGCCCCCUCGAUCGUGACACCUUAGACGCCAGAGGACGUUACGUACCCAACAUCAGCAACCGAGAGCUCGACGCCCUCUUCACACAAAUAUCCCGCGUCAAAGGGCAUAACAUCACGUUCAUCGCGGACUGC
Desarmillaria tabescens is the source of this 444-nucleotide messenger RNA. RefSeq lists its product as uncharacterized. Gene Ontology annotation, biological process: proteolysis. Lineage: Eukaryota; Fungi; Basidiomycota; Agaricomycetes; Agaricales; Physalacriaceae. The record is from RefSeq and is a predicted model, not a curated record. The transcript is spliced from 2 exons. Gene Ontology annotation, molecular function: cysteine-type endopeptidase activity. The annotation marks the transcript as partial.